GGCAUGCCAUUGGAGGCAGAAGAGGAGUCUCUGCCUGUCUGUGUCCAUGUCUCUGCUCCGUUCCCGGCUUCAUUCCGACAAAGACCGUCAGUGUCCCGCCUGCUGUGCUACCUCUGGAUUUAAGUCAGCUGGAUUACUGCUUGGACUCUCGGCUCAUUAUUCCACGCUGCCACAUUUAAAUGGGAGGCAAAGUUGGACCGCCAUGGAAUGCACGAAUGGUGAAAAACAGUUUGGUUUUUCUUGCGCUUUUAAGAGCUUCCUAGCAUUCAAAAUGAGCCCACUUUUCUUCUUUAAAAGUGUUUUUAUACGUAAAUUAAUUUGAGCUCUUUCUCUUCUGUAUCGCCUGUUUAAAGUAGGUUAGUUAUUUUGCAAUAUAACAUUUUGUACUUGGCUGCCAGGCCACAUUUUGAUGUGAAAGAUGAGUGGGGAAGCGGGAUAGAAUCAUGUCUCGAGCGUAACCUUUUGGAAAAGUCUGUCUUUUUAAAGCUGGUCUCAAAGUUUUACAUUGAAAAUGUGACUGUAUCACUUUAAAAAAAUUUUUUUCCUGGGAUCUGUUACUGUCAGAUUUUGAUUUUUUUUUUUUUUUUUGGUCCAUUACAUUGGACUGCAUGUGAACUUGCAUCUUAUCCAGUUCAUCCCUCUCCAAGGGAACCCUCAAACUAAACUCUUCCCUGUUAACCCACUUAGACUCCCGAUCUCCCCUGUGGGGUUUUCUUUAUAACAUUCGUCCUAUUCUAGUGUACUGAGGAAAGCAAAAGCCAAACCAGCAAAGGGGGUACCGGGAAGGAAGUCACCCCCCUCCCAAAGGUGAGAGGGGGGGAAGAUGGCAGCUCUCGCCAGCUCUCUCAUUAGACAGAAACGGGCGGUCAAGGACGACCAAGCCAACCGACCGGUAGCCAGCAAGCGCAAGCCCUGUCCUAAGAGCAACAAGUCCCUGUGCCAGAAACAGAUCCUUGUCCUGAUCUCCAAAGUACGGCUAUGCGGAGGUCGAAAAGGGCGAAAUGACAAAAGACCAGAGCCACAGCUGAAAGGCAUCGUUACCCGGCUGUACAGCCAACAUGGAUACUACCUGCAGAUGCAGCCUGAUGGCACUGUCGACAGCACAAGGGAUGAAAGCAGCUCAUUUUCACAGUUCAACUUAAUUCCAGUGGGGCUGCGGAUUGUGGCAAUUCAGGGGGCAAAGACAGGGUUGUACCUCGCCAUGAAUAGUGAAGGAUACCUCUAUACAUCAGAGCACUUCACUCCUGAGUGCAGGUUCAAAGAGAGCGUGUUUGAGAACUACUACGUUACGUACUCCUCCAUGCUCUAUCGGCAGACCCAGUCUGGCCGCUCCUGGUAUAUCGGUAUCAACCGUGACGGUCAGGUCAUGAAGGGCAACCGGGUAAAGAAGACCAAGGGAGCGGCACACUUCCUGCCUAAAGUUAUAGAGGUUGCAAUGUAUAAGGAGCCAUCGCUACACGAGCUAGUCAGUGAGCCAGUGAGCCCACCUCGGAAGACGGUGAAGACAUCAGAUUCGCCGUCCCUAAAGAAUGGACAGAAAGAAGCUCCCAAGGCUGAGGCCUCAUAGCACAGGAGAAUGAGGGUGGGACAAAGGGUAGCAGUGACACUUGAAACAAAGUUGCCCACUAUGCACUGAGGGUGGCUGGGGGAAUGGUCCUCAGCGGCCACCUCAUUCCAGAAGUGCACUCCAAGAUGCUGAGGGAUAAAGAGUCAGCAGUCCAUCAGCAGCCAAGAAGACCUAAGAGAGGAGUCCCCCCUCACCUGAAACCACAGAAGGAAAGCCCAGGGUCUGAGCCAGAACUCCUACCACCGCCACCCCACCCUUUCUCCCAGUGUCACUUCUUUCUGUACCUGUUGUGAUUUGCUUACGUGCAGCCCCAUUUAUUUCUCCGUCAGGAUCAAGCUUCUUUGUCUGCUGACAGUUUCAUCUUUUCUCAUAUGCCUUCCCCAUCAUCAGCUCUAUUGUACUGUAUAGUCACCACACACACACUCACACACACAUCCAGCACUGACUCCGCAGGAUAAUCCUCACCCAUGGGCUCCCUCUUGAGCCCUAAAGUUGGUGACAGUGUGGCUCAGCCAGCUUUCCACCCACCAUCUGCCUACCAGCUAAUCACUAAGGUCAACUAAAGCUCAAAGUGAGAUGAUAUGGCUUAGAGACGAAAGAAAUCUGCAGGAAGCUUGGGUCGGGUCAGGUCAGCAGCAACUAAAAACGAAUCCUUUUCCUCUUUUGUUUGCUUUCUUUGCUAGCUGUGAUAAUAACCGGAUGAUGCUAAAAACAUUAUAUUGAAUAAGCAGAGAGGUGGGGAUGGUUGCUUCAGUCCUGCUGGAGAUAAGAAAGCGGAAUAUUUGAAUUUCACAACAAAUGCUAUAAAGUUCAGGAGCAAGGAACUGCUUGGUGUAGGUGUAAGCAGUGGUUCCCAGUAAAAUAAAUUAAUAACCUGAAGCAGCUACUCUUCUUGGGAAGAUGAGCCAUAAAAUAUAAUUUACUUUCAUGUAUUUUUGUUUUUGUUUUUCCAGACUCUAAUGGAAAGGGUCAAAAGGCUUGAGCAAUAUUUAUACCAGCAAAAACAAAAACAGGGGCAGCAUAAGUAAGUGAGACAGUGCAUGACACCCUCUUUCUACUGCAGUAAUCUCUAACAGGUGAUCGCUAAUUAUGGCGCUCGCUCAUUAAAGGCUACAAAUGAAACAACUGGCUCAUAUUUUAAACCCGGGGUGGAUCAGUCACCUGAAAAAGCACGCUAGUGUACACUUUGCUCGGCAUCUGCUGUCAGAGUAAAGCCAGGUUUGAAGCCCAACAUCAAAGCCGAAGGAGCCUCUGAGUUGGAGCACUUGUUAUUCUGAGGAUGUCUGGCAGCUUAUCCACUCACUAGCUUUAUCAAAUCACCUUGGAAGAAUUGCCCUCAAAAAUGUAGUUGUCUGAGUGAACGUCUUGCUGUGAUUGUGUUUUAACCCCCUUAUGUCGCUGUCUUUUAGAGUAUAAAUGUUAGGUAAGAUUCUCUGUGAAUGAGUGCAUGCACAGAGGAUAGAAAGAGAAACUGUGGGUAACCUCUACUAUGUCCUUCAGACACAGCACAAUGUCUUUGACAUGUCUGUGUCGUGGAAUAGGUGAUACUUUGUACCACUCAUCACAUCUUUUGUGUGAUGUGUAUAUAUUUUAAAUGAAUGAGUGUCCUCAAAGGAAUCUUCAUUAAAUGUAACUUUUUCUUUUAGUUUCAAUUAACCGGUAUUUUGAUUGCAUCGAGACUGAACUGCAUGCAAUUUUAGAAUUGUAUGCAACUGACCUGAUACAAGGUGUCUAAAUGGGAGAUGUCAGGGAUAUUUCAGUAAUGGCUGCUGUUGGGUGCUGUCUGCUCUGGUAAGGGGAAAAACAAAUGUCACCACAAUGUUCAGUCAAAGUGAAUGGUGCAUGGAUACUACCAACAAACACAGACAGCGUUAAGUCCCUCGCUAUGACAGGAAAGAGCAAUGUUGGGAGAUGGGGAAGCCAAACGGGAAAAAAAAAAGCCUAUUAGAUGGCUGCUAAAAAUUCCCCGAUAAUUCUAGGAAUUUCUGUGCAUUGGCAAUAGAGUUUAAUUUGAAUGGUCACAUAAUGUGCAAAUGUGCAGACAUGCUACAGAAAGUGAAAUAGAGGCUUUACGAAUGUGCCGUAUUGAGGGUGAAAAGUAAGUCGGAAAUUGUGUGCGGAAUUGUAAAGAAGUCAUCACACGGUGGCGGUUAUUUAGGAAGAGUGACGGAUUAGGAGGUGUAUUCUUGAGGAAUGUUGAUAAGGAAUGUGUGCAGUAAAGUAAGCAAGAAUUUUGGCAGGAUUGCGCGCGGCAUGUGGGUAUGAUAAUGAAUGUGAGACAAAGAGGCACUGUGUGCUAUUUAGGACAGAGGGUCUAUGGAGGAAAUUAGUUGGAGGGCUUUUCAUUUUUUUAUCAAGUCUUUCAUUUUUCUGGGCUUUUCCAGAGGGAGCUUCACUCAGUUUAAAUUUGGAUAUUUUGUCCUUGCAUUGCAGACCUACAAAUAUCUAUUUUGGAAACCCAAUGUUCUGCCUCUCGGAGGAGUCUGGUACAGCCUUAUAUGGGUUCUAACCAUGCAUUACUAACUACUGCAUGAUAUAAAUGUGUCUGCACAGCAGGCAGCACACGAUUUUGAAUUCUGAAGUUGAUCACAAGUUCACUCUAUGAAAGGGAAGUACUUGAAGCCCAACGCAGUGAAUGACUGACAGGAAAGGAAUGAGAUGUAAUAGCUUUUUUUUUUUUACCAGACUUGCAACUAAUAGGAACUUUAAAAA
Messenger RNA from Pundamilia nyererei, 4279 nucleotides. It is a transcript of the gene fgf11b, whose product is annotated as fibroblast growth factor 11b. Gene Ontology annotation, molecular function: growth factor activity. The record is from RefSeq and is a predicted model, not a curated record. Lineage: Eukaryota; Metazoa; Chordata; Actinopteri; Cichliformes; Cichlidae. Bases 824 to 1567 code for a protein of 247 amino acids. The transcript is spliced from 5 exons.